This is a messenger RNA of Paramecium primaurelia, 1581 nucleotides long. Lineage: Eukaryota; Ciliophora; Oligohymenophorea; Peniculida; Parameciidae. The record is from the annotation of a GenBank genome assembly.
AUGAUUUGUGCAUUAGUGUCCACAUUGGAGCACUUUUUGAAUAGUUUGAUUUUUGUGAUAUUUGAGGGAAUAGAAAAUAUUCUUUUAAGUUCUUUAUACAAAUUUAGAAGUUGUGAAAAUAUAGGUGAUAAUACAAUUAAAAUUGUGCUUAUGAGUUUUUGGACUAUGAUCUCUAUUUUAAUUCAGUCUAUCGUACUGUUGAAGCUGCAAGUAAAAUAUACUUUAAAAAUAAACCAUCCAAAUUGAAGAUCUUUGCUAAAAAUCCAAAGGUAGGGUUUGGUGGAGUAUUAAUUAAAGUGUUGACCAAUUACCUUGAAAUUUUUAAAACCAUAUCAAAAUUUUAAUUGUAAUUGCCAAGUGUAAUUUAGUCUAGAAUUCGUUCUGUUAGCAAUCCUGUAGAAUCAAUGAGUUUAUCAUUCGAUUGCUUCUUAAUUAGCAUAUCAAAUUUUGAUAUAAUUUACUUGAGAAUGAUAUGGGCUCUAAUUAUGCCCAUUUUAUAUAUUAUCAGCUUUUUACUGUUAUACACGAUAUGGAUUUUGAUUAGUCUAACUAAAGCUAAUAAGAGUGCCAUAACAACAAGCGCUAUAUAUUUAUUUACAUAUUUAUAGCCUAUUCUAUAAGGAGGGUUUAUCUCAUUAUUGUCUUUUAGGAAAAUCUCAAAUAUCUAUUGGAUUCAAGGAAAUGUUGCUUGUAGAUAUAAUACUCAAUCCCAUUUUAAUUGGAUGAUAACAUUUAUUUUACCUUUUACUCUUUAUCUCGAUGCAGUAAUUUCGAUUUAAAAGUUUUUAAGUCUAUUUUAAAAGAGAAAUAAAUUGACAGAUAGUGGACUAGAAAGAUUUGGGGUUAUUUGUAUAAUGAAUAUUCUCAAUAGGCCUACUUUUGGGAGAUUGUCAAAAUUCUUGAAAAAGGAUUCAUGAUUGUUUUUUUGACCUUUUAUGAAGAUUUAUUUAUCAUAAAAGCAGCCAUGAUCUUUAUUAUAACAUUCAUCUAUUUAAAUAUGAUUGAUGAAAUCAGCACACUAGUUUGUGAAACUUCAAUUUUUCUGGGUAUGACUUUAUACUCAGCUUCAUUUUCUGAUAAUCAAGAAAUAAUUUAGCCUUUCUAUAUAAUUUUGCUUAGGAUCAAUAUUACCUUUAUAAUUAUCAUUCUUUCGGAAAUCGUACUAGCUUAUUUGGAAGAUUAAAUAAGAGAAUAUUGAUAAGAUUAGAGAAAGAAUAGAUAAAAAGUUUCCAACAUUAUAGCAAAUGAAUUGGCUCUUUAGUAGAAUACUUACUAACACGGAGAACAGUAAUAAAGAGUAAGAGAUCGAUUUUAAAAGAUUAGAUAAUAUCUGAUGAAAAUGUAAGGGAUAAUCCUGGUAGAUAGUAUUUUCCAAGUAUUUAGUAAUGUAAUAAUACACCUAUUGAAGAAAAUCAAGAUGAGAAUAUAAUUGAAUUUUUAGCAUAUUUAAACUUGCCAUUUGAUUCAAAUAAAGAGAAACCUAAAAUAAUAUUGAUUAAACAAGUAAAACGAAAGUCUAUCCAAAGUUACCAGAUAUUAACAGAAUUAAUUAGUUAUAAUAGUAGGAUUAUAAAAUAAUGA